Messenger RNA from Mya arenaria, 426 nucleotides. RefSeq names its product adhesion G-protein coupled receptor D1-like. The record is from RefSeq and is a predicted model, not a curated record. The transcript is spliced from 6 exons. Gene Ontology annotation, biological process: adenylate cyclase-activating G protein-coupled receptor signaling pathway; cell surface receptor signaling pathway. Gene Ontology annotation, molecular function: G protein-coupled receptor activity. Gene Ontology annotation, cellular component: membrane. Bases 1 to 426 code for a protein of 141 amino acids. NCBI's taxonomy places the organism in Eukaryota, Metazoa, Mollusca, Bivalvia, Myida, Myidae.
AUGGGCUGCUGGUUGUCUCUAUCACGUGGUGUAAUAUGGGCGUUUGUAGCCCCUGCCUUGAUCAUUAUUUCAUUGAACACGUUAUGGGUGAUCCUUGUAUUCAGCAAAAUGCUGGGAAUUAAAGCAAUGGGAACUAAGAAAAUGCCAGAAAAAAUAAAGACCAGCCUUCGUUCGCUCUGUGUACUAGUACCCCUGAUGGGUGUGUCAUGGAUUCUGGGCAUAUUCUACAUCAACGAAGAUCUUUACUUCCUUCAAUAUCUCUUUUCCAUUUGCAACGGUCUUCAGGGUUUCUUUAUUUUUCUCUUCCGUUGUGCUUUGAGUAAAAAGAUACGAAACAGAUGUCAAAUGAGACGCAGACCUUUUUUUCGUUUGGAAUUCUACGAUCAGAUCCAAUACGUAAGCUUGCUGUCGUAUUGUUUUCAUUAA